ACGUCUUUACGAUGUACGUCACUGACAUGCGUCUGUCAUGUUGUAAACAUUUCCGAGCUAGCAUCAUGUACCGCCGUUUUGUGUUUCACCCGAGCAGAGCCUGUAGUCGUCACUUUCUAAUUUACCACUGAUAUUAAUCCACGCAGCUCAGAUGAUCUUAUAAAUUCUUUCCCGGGCCUUUUAAAAGAGCGCAUCGCGUUCCUGUCGUAAAGCUAAUCUUAGGCUUCAGGCUAGCGCGACCUCUUAUUGCUAAACGCUCACUCGCUCCAGAAAUGGUGCUUUCCCUGGUGAGCCUUUGCGCCAGGGUGGUGGUGAGCGACCACAGCUCGUCGCCCUGCUGGCUCAGGUGGGUGCCCAGGGAGCUGUUCGGACCGCUGCUGGAGGCCGCCUUCGCCGGCUGCAGACCGCUGGCCGUGGGCGAGCUGGUGCAGAGAUGGCCUGAACGCACCCUGCGCGUGGGAGGACGGAGGAAACGGGGACAAACGUCCCCAAACCGACUCUGUAUCCAGGCUCUGCUGCUCGCAGUUGUCAGAGGGCUCUCGGACCAAAAGUGUGCCCUGCAAGUGCUGGAUCUAUGUGGGCUGCAAGGAGACGAAGGAGGGAUGGGAGACUCCAUGGGAGGCUGGUCCCUCACUGUGGCUCUGUGUACUAUGGUUGUUCAAGGCAGGGUUGGUCCACAAAAGGGACUGAGGAGGGAAGGAGAGCGGGAGAGAAAAAGAUUUUCAGCUUUGGAAAGAGAAAAGGACCUAAAGAGAGAGAGAGGGCAGAGGAGGAGGGGGGGCGGACCUCACAAUGAGGAGACAAGCACGGACAGACAGUUGGGAGUUGUGGGUGAAGAGGAGCUUAUUAAAGGAGUCAGGAGGAGGAUGGAGAUAGAGAGGAAACAAGAGAGCACGACCACAGGCGAAGCAAGCAGCAAAAAGGAAAACCAGGAAAAAGAUCCAGAUGCUGAUGUGUGGGUGCACGUGAGGGCUGAUCUCUUUGUUAAUGCUCGAUCCUGGGAGCGUGUCUAUGUUGCUCUCAGCACGUGGGGACCCCUCAAACUUCAGUGCCGAUAUCUCCGCGUCGAGGAAAUAUCCGUAUCAAGUAUUAGGACUCUGCUGGAGCUGCUCCCUCGCCAGAGUCUCCUUGGGAUCGACGUGCGGUACAGCAGCCUUGGGGUGGCCGGCUUGGCCGAGCUGCUGCCGCUGCUCUCCACCUUUCCUGUGCUAAAAUCUCUCCGGCUUCACUAUUGUAACUUGGACUUCCGCCGAGACCACUCUGUCUUGGAGGAGGCGCUCAGGGACCUUUCUCAGGGCCUGGCACAGUUGCAAGAACUGAGACGCCUUAGCCUCACUGCACUGCGCCUGCCUGGACAACUGCGUGUGCUGCUCAGCUCUCUACCCCACCCUUUAGAGAUACUGGAGCUGCCAUAUCUGAGCCUAAGCCCAGCGGACCUCGCCUACCUGUCCUGCAGCCAUCACGCAUGCUCACUACAGCAGCUAGAUCUAAGUGAAAACCGUCUGGAUGAAAACACCCUGACCUCUAUUCGGCGCCUUCUUGCUCAGGCUUCCAGCAGCCUGCAGCACCUUUCUCUAAGUGGCUGUGGGCUGACUGAUGGUCUGCUUGUACUCCUGCUGCCCUCGCUUGGGGGCUGCAGGACCCUCAAGAGCUUGGCUCUGGCCCUGAACCCACUCUCCAUGGCUGGCCUCAUGGACCUAGUGAAGAUGGCGGUGAGGAUGCCAGCCCUCCGCCAGUUACUGUACCCAAACCCCCUGGAGGACUACCAACCAGGCCUUCCUGAAUUACCUUCUAGCGCUCACCUCUUGGACUGGCCUCUGAAUGACAUCACAGGCAUUAAUGCAACCAGCAGCCAGCUCCAGAGGGUGCUGGUAGACAGCAGACGCACUGAUCUCUUCUUAACCUGUGACCUGCUCAAUUAUGAUAAAGUCUUGAUGGACUAGAGCAGAAAUCAGGACAUGAGCACAGAUGCUUUGAAGUUACCUCGCUAGUGUACAGCAGACCAAUGUAACACCGAUAACCAUCAUCAAAUGAAGGAUGUAGUUGUUUGUUUUUUCUUUAAAAGAUCCAAAACAGCAAUCAAAACUGUAUCCACAUCUUCCAACAUCCAACAAUUACAGAAUCAAGAUUUCUUUUUACUGGGUGCAAAGUUAGUGUGAUCCUCAAAGUACUGAGAAAGAAAAAUACAUUUCAUAAAUGUGCAAUUUGACUUAUGUUUCUACACUGAUGAGGAAAUGUUUCAGGAGUUAUUUGCCUGACAAACACAAUUGAGGGCAAACCCUAAGCUAUCAGAGAAAACACUAACAUCUGUACCCUUCUUCAAUCUAAAGGUGCUGUUCUACUUUAUUAACAUCCUUUUGCAUAUAAGUCACUGCUGCUUUUGUACCAAAAAAGAGGUUUUACUUUCUACUCGGGUGACUGGAUCCUGUUUUGGAUACGAUGAACACCCUACUGCUCAAAAGCCUGCUAGACUUUGUGCUUUAUUAUCACUUGCCUUCUACAUGUGAAUAAUGCAAUGAUCACCCAGUGCCACCAGCAGAUUUUUCCGCAAGUAAUGUUAAUGCUGUUCAGUUUCAACUUUUGUCUUACAUUAUAUUGUCAUUCUGUCCAAAAUGUUCCUGUUAGUGCUUUUUGUAUUAAUUAAUUUUGUAUGUUCA
Messenger RNA from Betta splendens (Siamese fighting fish), 2657 nucleotides. Its product is annotated as leucine-rich repeat-containing protein 14. Gene Ontology annotation, cellular component: cytoplasm. The coding region runs from base 273 to 1943 and encodes 556 amino acids. NCBI's taxonomy places the organism in Eukaryota, Metazoa, Chordata, Actinopteri, Anabantiformes, Osphronemidae. The transcript has 3 exons. The record is from RefSeq and is a predicted model, not a curated record.